Molecule: messenger RNA, 5253 nt
Organism: Musca vetustissima
Lineage: Eukaryota; Metazoa; Arthropoda; Insecta; Diptera; Muscidae
Product: serine-rich adhesin for platelets-like
Exons: 7
Source: RefSeq, a predicted model, not a curated record
UUACAGUAUUCGUCACGUGAUGACCUCAGCAGCUCCACAGCACGCUACUCCUCCUCAGCCCUUACAUCCCCCAGUUCUUAUCGACCUUCUUUUUCGGGAGGAACAUAUCGCCUAAAGCGUGAUACACCAUCCAUUACAUCAUCAUCUGCCAGCACCUAUGUUAGUCGUUAUACACCCUCCACAAGUUCGGUCACAUCUUCCACAACAUUGGCAAGGGCCGACAGCUCUACGUCCGAUAUGAAAUCGGUGAGCCAACUGAAACGUUAUGGCUCAACAUCCAGUAGUAUAGGCAAAUAUUCACGAGAACCCAGUCCAGCAGCCUUAGAACACACCAAUCGUAUGCGCUCCAGAGAUCCCAGUCCCGGUAUACGAUCGUUAAGAGGACAAUCACGUGAUCCAAGUCCAGGCAUGGAUAGUAAAUAUAAAUAUGGUAGUUCGUACCGCAUGAAUAUGCCAAAGGCGGGUACGACGGCCACGACACCAACUUCGUCGGCAUAUAGUAGUCGUUAUGGAGCCACACGUACCCCAUCGUCCACAUCGUUGGCUGAGAAGACACCUACAGCAAGGACUGCCUCCUCAACUUCGUUGGCAGAUAAAAACAAAAGUUAUACAAGCAGAACUCCUUCCACAACCUCGUUGGCGGAAAAAUCAUUAUCAUAUGGCACCGUUAGCACCAGAAGAACACCUUCCUGCACAUCUUUGGCAGACAAACCUAUUUCAUAUGGUACAAGGCAACCUGCUGCUGCUGCUUCAACCAGUAGCAGUUAUGGCCUUAGUAGCAGAACGCCACCUUCUUCCUCAAUUAAACCCGCCCUAGAAGAGAAACCCUUGGCCUCGGAAGGUAGACCUCGGAAUGCCUCCAAUCAAUCCCCCAUAUCUUAUUAUCCUAGAGAUUAUCACACACCGGUUCCACAACAAAUUCCAGUUUCAGAAACAUCGGAAUCCCCAAAAGAAUCAACUAACAAUGCACCGCCAAUUGAGAGCGAAUCAAAGGAAACCAAAGAGAAAGAGAAAAAUGAAGAGGAGGAAGAUGAUCAGGAGGAUUCUGACACCACUGAAGAAUCCGAUACCUCAGAAGAUGAAGAAAUUCUUCCCCAACCACCAAAAGAACAAUUCCUAAGCAUUACCGUUUGUACGCGCGGCACAUCACCCAAUCCACCCGGUAGUCAAGUAUCAGAUCGCUCAACCCACAGCCUAGCCAUUACCAUCGAGAAAACCAUUCUACGUUCAUCGUCAAAAAGAAAAAUGCUCGAAAAAGAAAUGCAAUCUGAGGAGUGUACAAAAGUGAGUCGUUUGGCCUAUGGCAGUCGACUUUCACCCUAUAAUUCAGCGGCGGAACGGCGUUCACCAUCCAAUUUGCGUUAUAGCAGUAGUCCAAUUUCCAGCACCUCAAAAUCGAAUUCUCUUUCGAUAGCAACAACAACAACAGCCACGACAAAAUCCAAACUUUCUCCACCACGAGUGGGAAGACUCAAGUCACGACAAUCGUCGGUGGAAAGUCUUAGUCCCAAGAAACCACCCCUCGGACCCAAGGCAGAAUCGCCAUACAAAUCACCCUCUCCCAGCUCGUUAAGCCCAGCUCCCUCGAGAUUGCCUAACAAAGAUUUCCGCAAGUCUUCAUUAAAUGUUGGACCAACAGACCGCACCCGGAAAUCACGUACACCCAGUACGGGUACUGAUUCCGAUUUCAAUACCAUUGAUGCUCUCAAUGGUGCCUUGCAAGCUAUACAACGUUUGGAGAGAUCGCCCAGUGCAUGUUCCGAAAUUAGUAUUGCCUCAAAUCGUUCAGCAAGGCUACGCACCAUUGCCAGUGAAAAUAAAUUACGUCCACGAGCUCUCAACAAACCACUGGGCAGCCGUACACCACCCUCUCCGCUGAGUCGCCAGAACAGUAAUUCCAGUAUUAAACCGGCAAAAUCUCCCCUGCCCGCAUCUCCGUUGGCAAUGCGUUCGAAUAAAAUUCUUGUUACCGCUGCCACAUCAUCAUCCAGUGGUACAGAAAGUUCUGCAGCAGAAGUUAAGAAACCGCACAAGAAAAUGGUCAAAAAGAAAGUUGUCAAGGAAGCUCCGCCCGGCAGUAGUAGUACCACCGCCACCACAACAAGCCUUAGCAGCAGCAGCGCCAACAAUUCCGACAAUCAAAGUUCAGCCGCAACGUCAUCACUUAGCAAACGUUCACUGCCACAACCCAAGGCAAUGGCUGGCACGCAAACUACAGCUGCCGCAGCUAAGAAAACUGAAUCAUCACCGCUAAAGAAAUCCGCCUCAACCUCAUCGCGCACAGACAAAGAUCCACUACGACGUUUGAAAAAAUUGUCUUCUGUUUCGAAUUUUUUCGUUGCCCAACAGAAAAACGCUGAAAAUAGCGACGAUCAAAUAUAUCUUGAGAGUACCGAAACCUCAGGUGGUGGGGGCAGUGGAGGCGGCACAGCAACCUCUACCGAUUUAGAUGUGGGUUCAACAAAAUCCUCAAAAAAGAGCAUUAGUUUAUUACGAGCGAACGAAACGAAAACAUCGAAAUCAACAACACCAGCGACAUCAGCGAACGACAAUAACACGAGCAGAAGUGCCAGUAAUCGUAGCAGUCCCGCAGUUCAAUAUACUAGAGAAAAUUCGGCAAGUGAACAACGUUCUACGCACAAUUCAAAUUCAAAAUCAAAAUCGUCCGCGACAAAGUCUUCCGUGACUUCGAAAUCGAAAACAAAAUCUAAAUCUUCCGCUUCUUCUACGUCGAUAACUUCGUCCAGUAGUGGUACGGAUUCGGAAGAGCCCAGUUGGUGGCAAGACACAAGUCAGCAAAUCGACACUUCUUCGGCCUUAGACUGUAGUUUCAAAGAUGAAAUGCGUUUCAAGGUGAGACAUGUUGACUCCGGCGAGACAGCCUGGUGGUUCCGUAACGACGAUGAGGCAACCUUGGCCGAUGAUUUGGCCACACUCAAUCAGGAUGAGGAAGACAACGGCGAGAAUGAUGAGGCAACCGUGGAUAUAUACAAUGAACAGGGUACUAAGGCCCAAGCGGCUGGCUGGUGGGAAACGACAGACGACAAUAACGCAAACGAAUAUCAAAACGACGCAAAUAUUUCAUUUAGCGAUUUAGAUUACAAAACGAAAACCUAUUACAAUGACCAGCAGGAAAUAACCGAUAGUGAAAGUCGACCUUUUCCACGCAGUCGUCUUACACCGGAAACCGACUGGUGGAACGACGAAGAUGAUGCACCACAAGCACCUAUACAAAAUGGUACCAUUCAACUGAAAAUAUGUCGGGUUGAAUCCGCUGAGGCUCCGUGGUGGCAACAAGAUGAUGAAAAUAAUCAAGCGCCUCAGGAGGAACAGAAACCAUCCGUCGAACCAGAAACCUCUACCAGCAGCAGUAGCAGUAUGAGUACCGAACCCAAAAAAUGGUGGAUGACAGGACCAUCGAAGAAACUAUUUAACAUUCCUCGUGUUGAAUCCGGAGAGAAGGCCUGGUGGCAAAAUGAAAAUUCCGACAAAGAAAGUCAACAAAGUAAAAAUUCCCAAAGUAAGGAACAAGUGGACGUGGUCGAUUCGAUGGCACCACAAAAUUCCACCAUUAAAAAGCUGUUCAAUCUACCACGGGUGGAGUCGGGAGAAAAGGCAUGGUGGUUGGAUGAGAAUUCUGAGGACAGAGAAGAGCAUAGCAACUCUCAAAAUCAAGAGCAACACAAUUCUCAAAAAUCAGAUAACAUCACCAGUCAUACACCCUCAGCAUCACCUCCCCAAAAUCCCCAUCACAAGAAACUUUUUAAUAUACCCCGUGUGGAAUCUGGCGAAAAAGCCUGGUGGUUAGAAGACAGUCCGGAAAAAUCCAAAACCCGCAGUAAUUCUAAAGAUUCCGAAGGUUUGCGGGAAAAUAGAAGUCCCACUAAGCAGGACAUGGAACGUCAACGAAGUCCCAAUAAAAAAUUAUUCAACAUAUCCAGAUUGGACUCGGAUCAAGAAGAAGAACCUUGGUGGCAACAAGAUACCCACGAGAGAGGGAAAACACGUAGCAGAUCACGAGAACCUGAACAGGAAUUUAGAAAUCGUAAUAGGCCUGAUUCAAGGCAACCGGGUACACCAACGAAAGAACAAUCACCAAUAUGGUCAACCUGUAGAAGAACCAGCCAAAGUCCGGUAAAGCAAAUAUUCUCACAUCCAGAGGUGGGAGCAGCAGGUGAAGUGUUGGAAGAAGAUGCCGAAGUGUGUCCACCAGCGGUUGUUCAUUACGCCGAAACGCCCCCUAAACGAGUUCUAACCCAACAACAAUCUUUGGAGGAACAAAAAGAACGCUGGCUUCAAGAACGCCAGAGACAAUAUCAACAACAACAGCAUCAUCAGUCUAACGAAGAUAUUUACCAACACAGCUCAGCUGGAUUGGAUGAACAUCCCAAUUACCCACACUCCUAUCAAUUAACUACCGAUGAUGAUGACCACCAAUCCACAUUCUUGCCCCAAAAUCGUGUUGACUCACAAACCGAACUGAGUAAUUCAUUUAAUUUCGAAUAUUCUGAACGACCACCACCUUUGGGUCAAUGUGCCAGCCCCGUGUAUUGCUCAUCCCCCUACGACAACAUUCCAACAACAAUGACAAAAGUUCAACAAACACCGGCAAACAACAACACGGCAGUGGAUGCAAUGAAUCUAAUGCCAAUUUCAGGUGCAUCACCACCACCACCACUGCCCGUUGGCAACAAUCAAACGGCCUUCAUACCUGAAAAUAAUAAAAUUAAUGUCAACGCCGCUGCCUAUCAACAAGACCAACCAGCUAUGCCUCAAACACCAUCAUACCAUGAACAACCACAACCCUCGGUGUAUCAAAGACAAACACCACCUAGCCAACACCGCAACCAAAAUGAUUUACGUUCAAAGAACGAAAAAGCUUUCAUUUCACGCCACCAAAACAUUGAUGAGCUUUUGAGUGGUGCGUGUCGUGCAUUGAGUCCGAUAUUUUUCGAUAACGAUGGCGGCUAUCAGACAAUGCCAACACAACGCAACAUGUUUCUGGAGGAGAUAAAACCCGACCAAGUUCGCAUUCACGAUAGCAGAGCACAAGUGUCGCACAUUCAACGAAUGGAGAGCAAAGACGAUUGGGAGCAACCAAAUACUCCAACAACGGCUUCAAAAACUCCUCCACGAUUAGAACAACAAGCGCGGCAGGCUGUUGAGUUGAAGAUACUUGUGUUGUUGUUGUCAUCAUGGCUGCUGCUAACUUCUUUUUGUGGACAAAAUAGUACAACACGAGGCAUUGGCUAG